Dermacentor silvarum is the source of this 3164-nucleotide messenger RNA. RefSeq names its product ras-related protein Rab-1A. NCBI's taxonomy places the organism in Eukaryota, Metazoa, Arthropoda, Arachnida, Ixodida, Ixodidae. The transcript has 7 exons. The coding region runs from base 147 to 767 and encodes 206 amino acids. The record is from RefSeq and is a predicted model, not a curated record. Gene Ontology annotation, molecular function: GTPase activity; GTP binding.
CACGGCCCCAAGAUUCCGCUGGGCUAGAGGGUGGAGGCAGCCAUAUUGAGAACUUCCGGAAUCGCCAGAUCCCACUGAAAACGCCGUAACUCAAGUGCAAGCAAGCCAAAGUUCUACCAGAGACUCGCCUCCCCAACAGCCACAGAAUGACUACCAUGAAUCCAGAGUACGACUAUUUAUUUAAGCUUCUCCUCAUCGGCGAUUCAGGAGUGGGCAAGUCCUGUCUGCUGCUCAGGUUUGCGGACGACACCUACACGGAAAGUUACAUCAGCACAAUUGGUGUGGACUUUAAAAUAAGGACGAUAGAACUAGAAGGAAAGACCAUCAAGUUGCAGAUUUGGGACACGGCGGGGCAGGAGCGGUUCCGUACCAUCACGUCCAGCUACUAUCGGGGGGCACAUGGCAUCAUUGUUGCCUACGACGUCACAGAUCAGGAGUCAUUCAACAAUGUCAAGCAGUGGCUUCAGGAAAUUGACCGCUACGCCUGCGAGAAUGUCAACAAGCUCCUGGUCGGUAACAAGUGCGACCUCACGACAAAGAAGGUGGUUGACUACACGACAGCGAAGGAGUUCGCGGACCAGCUGGGCAUUCCCUUCCUAGAGACGAGCGCCAAGAAUGCCACAAACGUGGAGCAGGCAUUCAUGACAAUGGCGGCAGAGAUCAAGAACCGCAUGGGCCCCCCGACCACGGAGGCAAACCUGCGGUCCGGCGACGGCAAGAUCAACCCGGGAACGCCCGUCCAGCCUCGCAGCUCUGGAUGCUGCUAAUUCCGAAGACAAACCCCCCCCUUCCCCCUUUCCCCUUCUACACCUAAUUCCCACAGUUCCAGAAAGACCUCCCAGCCUCCUCCUCCUCCUUGUCUCUUGCUCCCCCUCCCUUCAUCUCGUCCUCCAGCGAGGGAGGCAACAAGGACGUACACACAUAACACAAGACACUACACACGAGUGGGCACACUCACACCAAGAAGGCUGCAGCUGCCACUGGGACGUGCGAAGAGGAGAGCAGGAGCAGCGACAACUGGUCCGCGUGUUCGCUGGCCGCGCCCACUUUCCUUCCCCUGCUGCUUUCUGUGUAGACUCUCUUCUCCCCUGUUCCCUUUUUCUUGUUGGAGAAUGUUGGCACACAGUGACCCGUGUUCCUCCCGUCUCUUUCCCUUGCGUUUUUGGACCGCUCCAAAAAAGAACCUCUUGCACUCGGUGCAUCUACAGUGUGACCCUGUCUACAUGCAGAGCUCUUCUUCUGCUGCCUAUGUACAGCUUCACUGUGCAGUCCCUGCCGUCUUUAGGUUUGAUGCCAUGAUCGGUCUCCUGUCCCUCCUAUAUUGGCUGCCUUUUUUUUUUAAUAUAAAGUGAACUGUUCUUGUGUACGUAUGUUAAUAUGUUACUUUGUCAUUUGCCAUAUGCCUGUGACCUCGCUCUGACACAUCGCCCACAUUUUCCUGAACUCUUGUGGGCUUGCAAGUUCAAGCCAAGGUUGUUUUUACAUUCUGUUUGAGUCUAAGGUGAUGAACUUAGCUGGUCACCGGCUUGAUGUUUGGAUUAUUCCUUGCGUUUUGUUGGUCCUCUCCGCACCAUGCAAUUCGAGUUGCUGCUCAAAGUAAGGCGAAAGGCUCAUUGUGAAUGUAUGCCUUAAACUGUUUGUUGUCUGAGCCAUUAAAGUGUUUCACAUGCAUGGUCCACCAAGAACUUGUGAAUUGUGAGAGUGCUCUAGCUAACAUGUGUCUCACAUAAGUAAUAUCACCAACUCUUCCUUGGAAAGCAGUAGAGGGGAGGGACUCGGGGGUACAGUUAACAUUCUGUAGCCAUGCAGUUUGCAUUCUGACAUUUUUCAAAAGUGCAGGGAAACUUGGUGCAGAAGUGCAGCAGUGGUUAGUUUGCUAGAUCAAAUGUUUUGUACUGAGCAGUCGUGAGACAUUGGAAGUGCUAGUGUGCACAUUUUUGUAUGUGGCGGUUGAGGAGUUGGUAUGGACCUUGGUUGGGGGAGGCUACAAGGGGAGAGAAGUGUGCACAUUUGGAGGCGUUGGGUAUGCAGUGUUGGGGAACUGGGCAUGCACCUUUGGGUUUUCAAAUUACGGGCUACGAAUGGAUUGGCGUCAACCCAAAGCCAAUCCUUGUCCUACGAUGAUCAUUCUUUGGACGGGCCACGGUGCAGCGCCCCGGGUCUUGCUCUAUUUUUUAAUCUGCCGUAGCAUUCCACACAUACACAAACAUGUCAAGCAGGGACUUCGUGAACUUGCAGAGUCGGAGGCUGGGAACUUUCGUACGGCCGUGUUGAACCUUGCGGGAACGUGGCAUGACGUUGCAGCAGGUACACGGACGGUGCGUGUGCUGUUUCCCCCCGCAGCAGAAGCAGCGAAAUCGGACUAAUGGCUGGCGACAAUAACAAAGCGCACUAUUCACUUUGGCUUGUGCCGCUGCCUGGUUUGUCGAGGCUGGGGUUUUUUUUCUGCCGGCAUGCGCUGGUCACGCUGGUCCGAGUCGUGAAGGGCUGUCUUCUAUUAGCAAUUUCUUCUUUUUUUUUUCUGUUGGAAUGCCUGUAUUACUGCUUUACAUUUAUAUAUAUAUAUUAUAUGCUGUAUAUGGCAAUGACCACCUCCACAUGUAAAUAAGAAAGGCGUAGGCUGUCUGUUGUGAGCUCUGUUCCCUCUCCCAGAGUUUGUGCUGGUUUUUAAUGCAGUUUUUGUUUUACUCCUUGAUAUGUUUUGUCUUCUUUGAUUGCAAGGUUGUUCAGUGACCAGCCGAGGACUGGAGUUCUGCUGCAACUUUUGUUCUCGAAAGGGGUUUAACCGUCCUGCCAAAUUCAGAAGAGGCAAGGAAGUUAGCGAGGUGCCGAGUGUAUGUUGCUAGGAGUGGCACUUUUUUUUUUUUUUGUAUGCAUGCGUUGCGUGGUGUUACCGCCUUAGCCGAAGGAAGAAAAGGUUUUGUUUCUACAGUUGUGGCACUUUGCCACUAGCAUUAUUUUAAUUUUUUUUGUCAUUGCAACUGUGGGGUUGAUGGGGUUGCGAGACUUGCCUGUGAGCUUUCCUCGCGGUCACUGUGUGAGCGAGGAUAUUUUUUCUUUUCUUCCUGUUCCUCGGGACGCUUCCGUGCUCGGCCAGUCGAACGUGAGAGGUGUACGAUUUAGUGUAUAUUUGAAGCGUAUUAAAAGAAAUCUCUUUGUUGGGC